AUGUUAACUCAUUUUUUACUGGCAAUCUUGUUCCUUAGUGGAAUACAAGCCAAUCAACUACGAAUCUAUGACAAUCCAAUGAACAAUCGAGCGAUCGAUUUGUUUAUCUUAGUCGAUGAGAACACUUCAAGGUUAACUCCAGUACAAUUUGGGCAAAUAAAGAUUACUGUGAAGAACAUCGUUACUGAUUUGCAACCGCAAAGCUCGACACCUUACUUUGGCGUUUACUUCUAUGGAUCUACAUCAUUAGUUGAUACAGUCGUGCCGUUUGGCUCUAAUUCUGCCGCGACUGUUUCUAAGAGUGUUGAUUUGAAGCAAUAUACAGCGACACAAUUAAAUCCAUCAAGUCUUAGUGCAGCUUUAGACUCGGUUAAUGCAGCAUGUUAUGCGUCUUGCCGGGAAAAAAUUUCGCGAGUAACGGUUAUAUUUACCUCAUCACCGGAUCUAGCUGCUGAAGCUCGUAUUCGUCAAUUAGAAGACAAUUUUGGCAUGACUGUCAUCAUUGUUGGCAUCGGUUCAGGAAUUACUACAUCUGUUUUACAAAAAUUAGCAUCGCAUCCCACUGAUGAAUACGGUCUUC
Adineta ricciae is the source of this 580-nucleotide messenger RNA. NCBI's taxonomy places the organism in Eukaryota, Metazoa, Rotifera, Eurotatoria, Adinetida, Adinetidae. The record is from the annotation of a GenBank genome assembly.